Molecule: messenger RNA, 2235 nt
Organism: Notodromas monacha
Lineage: Eukaryota; Metazoa; Arthropoda; Ostracoda; Podocopida; Cyprididae
Source: the annotation of a GenBank genome assembly
AUGGGCGCGCCCCUGAAAGUGCUAGUGAGGUUUUCCGUAAUUUCCGUGAAUCAGCGGUGCAAUUUGAGUAACACUUACGGUCUACUGAUUAAUGUGAUGGGAUGUCGCAUUUCCCGAGUUCUUUCUUUCCUGACUGGACAUUCCAACGCUUCUGCGCUAGAAAUGUCUGCUAAAAAGCCUGCCAAGUAUUCUUGGGAAACCCGUCCGAAACUGGAUCCGGCAGAAUACACUUUCGAUUCCGUUUGUCAAGAUGUUGUGGGGAAGCUUCCUGGAUCAAUUGACGGUCAGCAGUUCAUCGUUCAAAAUUGUACAGAUUCCAUGAUUUUGUUGUUCGACUGUAUCGGCAGCAUCACUAUUGACGAUUGCAGGCGCUGUAAGAUCUUCGUAGGUCCUGUGGCUUCGAGUAUAUUCAUUCGAGGGUGUCUGGAAUGCACUGUGAUCGUGGCAUGCGGCCAAUUUCGAAUGAGGGAUUGUUCAUGUCUCGAUAUCAUGCUGCACUGUGCUACGCAACCGAUCAUCGAAUCAUCAAAAAAUGUUCGUUUUGGCUGUUAUCAGUACUUCUACAAUGGCUUACCUGAACAAUUUUCGAAAGCCGGUUUGAAUUUCUUCAACAAUCAGUGGUGGAAUGUGCAUGAUUUCACCCCGGAUGAUGCUGUUUCAAACUGGGACUUGAUGCCUUCAACAGAAAAACCAGAUGUAUUUUUGAACGGUAGAGAGAAGCUGGGAAUCGAAUACGUCGAGCUGGAGGUGUCUUCUGAAGAAGAAACAAGCAUCAUUCCUCUUUCGCACGGCGAUCGUGGAAUGCGUCAUGACGGAGCAGGAUUCAUUUGUUUGUUCUCGUAUCCUGAACACGUUUCAGAUGCAAGGAAGGUCUUGAGUGCAAUACGAGAUUCUCAUAAGGAUAUUCUUCUCGUACGAUCAAAGUCAAUGAUGAUCACGGAAUCGGACGCGGAGAGGAUAUUCAAUACAAAAAUCUACGCAAAUGUUUGUGCUGGUGGUCCUGUGAUUGGGUUGCAUUUUUGCGGUGUGGAUGUCGUCAUUACCUUGACACGGAUGGCCAAUCGCCUGAAACGCAGCCAUGUGUUCGUUGCUGAAGAUAAUACAGUCGCAAUGAAACGAGCGGACGCCUUUUUCUGCUUUGCGGACAUGAUGUGGUGUGUGGAAAAUCCAAGUGGACGCGAAAUUACCAUGACACCGCAGGAUCUUCGAGUUCAGGGGAACAUGCUUAAAUUCACGAAUGUUGUCAAGGGAUGGCAAUAUAGAUGGUUCUCGUUGGAUCCUGAACGGGGAUGUUUGGAAUACUACAUUGAAAUGCCGCCCCCGGAUUCCAAGGUUCCUCCAAGAAGGGUUAUGAUGUUGGGUGGAGCCGUGAUUUCCCCAACCGAUGAAGAUGAUCAGACCUUCACAGUUAUACCGGUUGAUGGUGAUCCGUUCAAACUUCGAACCUCAGUAAAGGAAAGGCAGAAUUGGAUUCAGCGGCUGCGAGCAGUCGCUCAGCUUCACACGGAUGCCAUCGCUAGGAAUAAUCCACCGUUGUCCGUGAAGGAGCAAAGAUCAAGUAGCGAUACUACUCGAGAAUAUCAGCCCACGAAAGUGAAGGUGCCGAUUCCGGCUACAGGAUUGUCAGCGAUGGAUGCAUUAGCCAGUGCGCAGGGUACCCUGCAACAAACUGUCACUGUCCACGAGGCUCUUGCUUCUGCCAUUGAAAGUUUACCUCCUCAGUCGGAACAGUGGAAACCCACGGAGCCUCAGUUGUUAAUCAUGAAAGCCACUUCUCAAGCGGCGUUAGCGUCGUUGCAGAAGUGUUUUGAGAUGCUGCAAACUCGACAUUAUUAUAAUUCGCAAGCCCUUCAGUCACAAGCUGCCCUGCAAGGAUCAAAGAAGAAUAUCUUCCAUGGGCCACGGAAACCGAGCAGGAAACCAAAAACUUCGACUUCUAAGGAGUCCACGUCUGAACAAGUGUUCGCCACUACGCCCAAGUGAUUUUUCCAUCUGUAAUUGCUGUGUUACGAUAAUUGUUUCCGUGGUGAUUUUUUGGUGAUAGACUUAUUUCGAGAUUGAGCCUCACUUUGAACUUGCUUCAAAAAAUAUUCUCGGCGCCUUAAGAAAUGCACGUAGAGUUCUCUUCAUUGUUGAGCUCUGAAACUGAUCCGGGAAAAUCUGCGAAUCUGUUACCUCUAGUACUGAAGAUUUAUUGAGAUUGAGCAAUAAAUCACAUGGCUCUUUUUCCACUGU